AUGUUGUUCUCUACUGCUUUCUCGAUGGUAGCUCUGCUUGCUGCAGAAGCCGCGGCUCAUGGUGCUGUCACUUCAUACGUGAUCGGAAGCACAACAUACCCAGGAUACCAAGGCUUCAGCCCCGCUUCAUCUCCACCCACAAUCCAACGACAAUGGCCAGACUACAACCCCAUCAUGUCCGUCUCUGAUGCCAAAAUGCUAUGUAACACGGGCACAUCUGCAGCCUUGAACGCAACUAUCGAAGCUGGUUCCACUAUAACCGCCAAAUGGGCUCAGUGGACACAUCAACAAGGCCCAGUUAUGGUCUGGAUGUACAAGUGUGCCGGGACCUUCAAAGCCUGUGACGGCAAAGGCAAAGGCUGGUUCAAGAUCGACCAAACGGGCAUGACAGCUCCUCCCUUGACCGGCACCUCGUGGGGAACCGCAAUCGUAUAUAGCAAACUUGCUUAUACGAGCACUAUUCCAAAGGCUCUUGCACCGGGCAACUAUCUCAUCAGACAUGAGCUGUUGGCUCUGCAUCAAGCGAACACACCGCAGUUUUAUCCAGAAUGUGCCCAGCUUACUGUGACGGGAAGUGGAACACAAACUCCAUCUGGUUCGUUCUUGACAAGUAUCCCGGGAUAUGCUACUUCUAGCGACCCGGGUGUUAUGAUCGAUAUCUACAGCUCGACGGCCACGACUUAUACUCCCCCUGGCCCAGCUGUCUGGACUGGUGGUGCUUCUAAGCGCUUUGAGGCAUAGAUGCGAGACUCUGCGAUGUGGUGGUGGACACUUAAUGUUGUUGCAUAGCGGAAGUCUUGAAGAUGGCGGCGUUCUUGUAUUUACAUAUCAUGUUGGAACCGAAUGAAACC
Mollisia scopiformis is the source of this 851-nucleotide messenger RNA. Its product is annotated as family 61 putative glycoside hydrolase. Lineage: Eukaryota; Fungi; Ascomycota; Leotiomycetes; Helotiales; Mollisiaceae. The transcript is spliced from 3 exons. Bases 1 to 741 code for a protein of 246 amino acids. The record is from RefSeq and is a predicted model, not a curated record.